AUGCAGCAGGGACGGCCGUCCCUCUGCUGCAUCUCCACCAUCCGCAGCUCGCAGGGACCACCCGAGCCAGCUGCAGCAGCCGCCGCUCACUUCAGCUUCUGCCGCAGCCUCCUGGAGCACACGGUGUCGGCCGAGAACCUGAGCUACCGGCUGCAGAGGAGCGCGGGCAGCAGCCUCACAUGGCACGACGGCCGGAGCCAGCGCCCCGACGGCGGCCGCACCGUCAAGCUGCUGCGGCAGCCGGGCACCGAGGGCUCGCAGGGCCGUACCUGUGACCACUAUGGCAUCUACCACACCAGCCCCACGCUGGGCAGCCUGGCCAAGCCAGUGGUGCUCUGGACCCAGCAGGAUGUGUGCAAAUGGCUGAAGAAGCACUGCCCUCAUAACUAUCUCAUCUACGUCGAGGCGUUCUCCCACCACGCCAUCACAGGUCGGGCGCUGCUGCGGCUCAACGGGGAGAAGCUGCAGCGCAUGGGCAUCGCGCACGAGGCGCAGCGGCAGGAGCUCCUGCAGCAGGUCCUGCAGCUCCAGGUGCGAGAGGAGGUCCGAAACCUGCAGCUGCUCAGCCAAGAUUGCACCAACACUGUGAACCGAGCACCUCUGGGAUGGGCUGUGCACCGCCGAUACGAGACCUGA
Molecule: messenger RNA, 636 nt
Organism: Colius striatus (speckled mousebird)
Lineage: Eukaryota; Metazoa; Chordata; Aves; Coliiformes; Coliidae
Gene: SAMD10
Product: sterile alpha motif domain containing 10
Exons: 6
Coding region: 1-636 (211 amino acids)
Biological process (GO): cell surface receptor protein tyrosine kinase signaling pathway
Cellular component (GO): cytoplasmic side of plasma membrane
Molecular function (GO): protein binding
Source: RefSeq, a predicted model, not a curated record